GGUCUCUAUAUAAAUAUAAAAUAAUGGGUUUUUACAAAAGUUGAUUUAAACAUUUGUUCGGCUUAACAUUUAAAUUCUAUUGUUAUCACAACACCCCGUUCAUCAGUUCUUCACGCAAUGUUCUACCACUGUUCAUUGAGUUCUUUGAGAAUUCAGUGAGAGACCGUGUUAUGGGAUAGAAGGAUAGGGUAGGUCGGAAAUGCACUUCUAGUGAACAGGGGAUAUAGAUGGUGGCCAGAGACAAACCAUUGGACCGGUGUGGCAAAUAGCGGUGAUAGAAUCAAAAGAUUUGUCAUGUGAACAAUCUGAUGACGUCGUUCCUUUGUGAUGUCGUUUCUCGUGACGAUCCCUAUCUUGUUUUGUUUACACUAAACUGCCAACGCUUGUUACAUAAGGUCUGAACGCUGUGGAGGUCUAGCAGAUAAAUAACAACACACAAGUGUUGGUGUGUUUCGAUAAUGUUAUCCUCAAAGAACCCUUCGUUGCAGGGUUCGGUUAGAUCUAACUUAUCAUCACCCAGACCAAUGGUUCUGUCGUCCUCAAAUCUAUCGCCAAAUAGAAAUGGUAUUGCUAGUCGAGAAAAAAGUGUCUUGAAUGGGGAUUCUUUAAGUAGAACAAAAUCGAAACCACAAUCUUCUUCUGUGGGAUUUGAUAUGCAGAAGGAAUUGAUGGACAGGCACGCCAAAAUGCGGAAAAGGGAUCAGAUGGCCUACCAGCGCACCAAGAAGCUGUACCGAGUCGCUAAGGUUCAACUGGAUGGCCAACUUAAAACACUCAAUAAGCAUUUCAUGAGAGAAAGCAAAGAACUAGAGAGAGAAACAACUUUCAUUGCAGAUGAGGCUAAAAAGAUAGAGGAAAAAAAUCAAAUUUCUAGUUUUCCAUAUGAUUUUCACGCAAAAGAAAACCAAUCUACAAAACUUCCGGUUCUGAAUAAACCAACAUUCCUAGCACAUUCUCCCCCAUCAAAAAGCGACCUUUCGACGGGAGGUCAAGGUCAGUGUUUAUAUUGUAACGAAAACAGGUGCCACUUUUUCCCAUGCUACCUCCCUGUUACCUAUCAUUCACUUGGAGUCAUUCGUCGAGAGAAGAGCUUUUCUGUGCUGAAGAACUAUGACAGUCUUCUCAGCAGAUGUUCAAAAGUGCGUCCUCCUAGUCGUAAGUCGGUCUUAGAUGAGCAAAGCGAGCAGGGACUGAAUUUACCGACUCCGGGUGCCCGGAUAUCCGUACAGGAUCGAGAACGAGGCUUACAACAAUUGGUGAAGGAAAUGAAGGAACGGAACCGGAAAAUGAAACCACGUGACUGGGCCACAAAUUAUGGACAGCCGCUGCCGAGGAGAAUGUUACUGAAACCUGUCACUUAUGUCUCCGAUGCUGUAAUGGAAGUUGAUUGAUGAUAGUUUCAUGUAAAACGUCUUUGAGUUUUAUAGCAUUCUUGUUUCAUCGUGCAUAAUUUCCACGAGACACUGUUUUUGUUUUAAGUUACAAGUAUAGCUUAGGUAAUAAAUGUUUACAAUACUAUUAUCCUUAAGUUUGUAAUGAAAACGAUUACGGCACAAGAACUGCCUCUGUAAUCUUUUACUUGACGUGUCUAUCAUUCAGGUGUUGUAAUAUUUUAAACAUUCAUUGGUUCGUCUGCGAUAGAGAGCGAGUCAUUUGUACAUAGAUUGUGACAAAUGUUCAAGGAAUUCCUUUCAGCUCUUGCACAGCAGAUGUUUCUAUGAGACGGGGAC
Molecule: messenger RNA, 1730 nt
Organism: Magallana angulata
Lineage: Eukaryota; Metazoa; Mollusca; Bivalvia; Ostreida; Ostreidae
Exons: 2
Coding region: 459-1391 (310 amino acids)
Source: RefSeq, a predicted model, not a curated record